GGAGUAUUAAUUAAAGGCUUGAGGAAGCCGAGCAAACAUUUCUGGAUCCAUUAACAUCUAUCAUCCACAAACGGUCGAACGCUCAGCACACAGCACAACAGCAGCGCCACUCAGCCAGCACGCCUCUUCAGCAUCGGCGCUUCUCAAUUUUCACUUCCAACCAUCUGUACUCCCGGUGUUUGAAGGCGGACUGGAAACUUGACUAAAGAUCCAUGUGAUGGUAGAUGCUCAUAGUACUGCUUUCUGGAUGCCACGUGGAACAAAGGUCUUGUAGAGUUGACCUCCCAGGCAUAAGCGAAAUCUCGAUGUGCAAUUCAUCGUCGUCGUCUACAUCUACGAAAUCAUGGCUGAUUCACGCCCUGGCCGCCGGAGCCGCUGUUGCUGUAGCUGUCGGCGCUCACAGAUACCUUUCCAGAUCCUACAAGUUUCGUAGUCGGGUUGUCGGAAUCAUACCAGCUCGUUUCGGCUCCACUCGGUUCCCGGGAAAACCACUCGUAAAUAUCCUCGGCAAGCCCAUGAUCCAGAGAACGUGGGAAAGGGCUAAAUUGGCCAGGACAUUGGAUCAUGUUGUUGUGGCAACGGAUGAUGAUAAAAUUGCUGAAUGUUGUAAGGGAUUUGGUGCUGAAGUUAUUAUGACAUCUGAAUCAUGUAGAAAUGGAACUGAGCGUUGCAAUGAAGCUCUUCAAAAGCUUCAAAAAAAGUAUGACAUUGUUGUUAAUAUUCAAGGAGAUGAACCACUUAUUGAACCUGAAAUUAUUGAUGGCGUCGUUGAAGCCCUUCAGGCUGCACCAGAUGCAGUUUUUAGCACAGCUGUGACAUCUUUGAAGCCAGAGGAUGCAUUUGAUUCAAACCGUGUGAAAUGUGUAGUUGAUGGUCGUGGUUAUGCAAUCUACUUUUCUAGGGGACUUAUCCCUUUCAACAAGUCCGGCAAGGUUAAUCCCCAAUUCCCUUAUUUGCUCCACCUUGGGAUUCAGAGCUAUGAUACAAAGUUCCUCAGAAUAUAUCCAGAACUGCAACCAACUCCUCUGCAACUAGAAGAAGACCUUGAACAAUUAAAGGUCCUUGAGAAUGGAUACAAAAUGAAGGUGAUUAGAGUUGAUCAUGAGGCACAUGGGGUUGAUGCCCCAGAAGACGUUGAUAAGAUAGUGCAGUUCAUGCAUAAACGAAACCUGUCCUAGUAGUGAUUUAAACUCUAACACCCAACAAAGAAAAGUGGUUGACGCAUAUUCAUGUGAACCAUUGAUCUCUUUUCUCUCUCUCGUUUUCUUUUACCACGUAUAUUUUAUCUUCUUUAUUUUCUAUGUUCUUAUGUUAUUUUUAUCUUUUAUCUUUCUCAUGUUUUUUUUUAUAUCAUUUUCUAUCUUUAUUUUUAUCUUAUCCAUUUCAUCUUAUCUUUUUUUUCUUAUCUUUCUUCUCUUUUUGGCUUGAAUGUUGUUGUACCAAACACUUUUUUUUCUUUUUGUUGUGGGUAGGGAGUUAAGCCCUUGCAACACUCUGCUAUGGAUUGAGUAUGUGGUCUACCUUCUGGCCUUUCUAGGUUUUGAUGAGGUUUAGUUAUCCAAUAUUGCAAUGCUUGUCAGUUGUUGUUUUUAGCUCAGAAGAAUCCAAUCCUACAGUUGGAGUAGAAGCUGGGGAACAUUCUACCAGUUUAUUAAUAGAAAGAAAUAUUACAUAGUAGGGGGAUUAUAGCUGAAACCUAUCGAUUAAAGGCAAUAAACCUGUAGUUAAUUCUUAAUAGUGUCAAAUUUAAGGAUACCCAUGACUGGUGAGUGGGGUUAUAUCUAAUAUAAUAGAGAUGUUUUUGUAGGCCACAUAUUCCACUGCUCUCUUAUACUUUUUCAUGUUGAUGCUGAUGUGCCAACUGUAUUGACGAAUUUGAGAUCUCAUUUGUUGGUUUUGUUCCAAUACUUUCAAUGAUGUGUGUGUGUGUCCUGGUGAGCUUGUU
Molecule: messenger RNA, 1945 nt
Organism: Cuscuta epithymum
Lineage: Eukaryota; Viridiplantae; Streptophyta; Magnoliopsida; Solanales; Convolvulaceae
Source: the annotation of a GenBank genome assembly